Messenger RNA from Microplitis demolitor, 2111 nucleotides. Its product is annotated as L-asparaginase. NCBI's taxonomy places the organism in Eukaryota, Metazoa, Arthropoda, Insecta, Hymenoptera, Braconidae. Gene Ontology annotation, molecular function: asparaginase activity; protein binding. Gene Ontology annotation, biological process: amino acid metabolic process. The transcript has 10 exons. Bases 205 to 2082 code for a protein of 625 amino acids. The record is from RefSeq and is a predicted model, not a curated record.
AAAAUUACAUCAGCUAAAAUAAGGCAGGCCGGGUUUAAAAUAAAGUUUAAUCAUAUUAUUGUAGAAAACAUAAUUGCAAUCAGAUAAAAAAAAAGUGAUGGAAUAGACACCAGUUUGUAUCGUGCACAACUUCAUAUAUUUAUAGUCCGUGGGAUUGAGGGAAACUUAUAAAAUUUUCAAAUAACACGAGUAAGUACAACGAAAAUGAAUGGGACACAAAAAAAAGGAGCAGCAGCUGUAGAUCAAGGUGAAAAAUUGAUCCGACAAUCGAGUAAUGGAUCUGUGGGUCAUACAACCGGAGAUCGCAAACCGGAAGGACGGGUGUUAGUUAUUUAUACCGGAGGUACUAUUGGUAUGAUUAGAAAUGAGCAAGGAGUUCUAGCACCGCUGCCUAAUGCUUUUGUUGAAGCAGUCAAGAGUUAUCCUCAUAUGCACGAUCGUAUUUAUGCUGAAGAAACGUUAGGAUAUUUGGAUUCUCUAGUAUUGCCAUUAAAGGGAACAGAUAGUCGACGAGUAAUUUAUGAUAUCAUGGAAUAUUCUCCGCUAUUAGACUCUAGCAAUAUGACAAUGGAUGAUUGGAUAAAGAUAGCAACCGACAUACGAGAAUCGUAUGAAAAUUACGACGGAUUUGUCGUGCUCCACGGGACAGAUACUCUGAGUUACACAGCGUCAGCACUUUCAUUCAUGCUCGAGGCACUCGGUAAAAUAGUCGUGAUAACUGGGUCCCAAUUACCGAUUUUUGACACGCGCAGUGAUGGCCUUCACAAUUUUUUAACAUCUCUAGUAAUUGCUGGUAAUUACAACAUACCAGAGGUCUGCGUAUUUUUCGGAUCACAUCUUCUGCGAGGAAAUCGCACCAGUAAAGCAGCUGCUGCAUCAUUUGAUGCCUUUACGUCUCCCAAUUGUACACCACUCGCCAUUGCCGGUAUUAAAAUUGAAGUUAAUUAUCAGUCGAUCUUCCGACCUUGUGCUCUGGAAAAGUUUUAUGUACACAAGACGUUGAAUCGUAACGUUGGUCUGCUGAGAAUUUUCCCGAGUAUUACGACUGAUUUAGUCAGAGCAUUUGUUCAACCGCCUAUCGAAGGAGUUAUCCUCCAGACAUAUGGAGCUGGAAAUAUUCCAGGGAACCGCGACGAUAUACUCAAAGUAUUCCGCGAUGCCACUAAACGUGGUGUUAUUAUUGUUAACACCACGCAGUGUUCAAAAGACGGGGUCACAGAUUUAUAUGAAGCCGGAAAAGUAUUAUCUGAUGCUGGUGUUACUUUGGGCUAUGAUAUGACACCAGAAGCAGCCUUAACAAAACUAGCUUACGUUUUAUCAAAAACGGAAUGGGAUAUUGUCACAAAACGACGUAUGAUGGAGACAAAUUUACGGGGCGAAGUAACAACUCACCACUGCGUAAAAAUACAAGACCGCAAAGUUAUCAUGCGUAUGCUUGGUUUUAAUUCAGAAGCUGAAAUUGAUAAACUUGGGCCAAUUAUAUUUCCCGCAUUGAUGAUUGACGCAGUGAUUAAUCGCGACAUUGAAAAAAUCGCAUCAUUAAAAGAUAAUGGUGUCGAUGUAUCUCAACUUAAUGGAGAUUCUCGUACGGGUUUGCACAUCGCUUGCUGUGAUGGAGACAUUAAAUUAGUAAGAGCGCUAUUAGAAAUGGGUGCUAAUGUUCACAUCAAAGACAGAUUUGAUCGCACUCCGCUUACUGAAGCCGUGGAAAAUGAUCACCAUGAGAUAAUUAAAUUACUUCGUCAGUGCGGGGCUCAUCUUCACGAGAGCUCACUAUUAAUAGGCCAAAAAUUAUGUAACGCAGCUGCCUUUGGGAAUCUUAAACGUCUCCAGUCAUACGAUAUAGCUGGUGCAGAUUUAUCGCAACCAGAUGUUUCUGGUCGGACAGCCCUUCAUAAUGCAGCGAUUCACAACAAAACUGAGAUCGCACGCUUUCUUAUUGAACACGGAAGCGAUCCAGAGUGCACAGACUUAUUAGGACAUACGCCGUUUGUUUUAGCGCGACUUGUUAAUGCCAAGACUGUACUUAAAAUUCUAUCAAAUUCAAAUUUUGUAAAUAAUACAAACAGUACUGUGACGUAGUCAUAAAAUAUAUAUAUAUUGCUGGAUUA